Molecule: messenger RNA, 2247 nt
Organism: Candoia aspera
Lineage: Eukaryota; Metazoa; Chordata; Lepidosauria; Squamata; Candoiidae
Product: zinc finger protein 397-like
Exons: 4
Coding region: 53-2125 (690 amino acids)
Biological process (GO): regulation of transcription by RNA polymerase II
Molecular function (GO): DNA-binding transcription factor activity, RNA polymerase II-specific; RNA polymerase II cis-regulatory region sequence-specific DNA binding
Source: RefSeq, a predicted model, not a curated record
CUCCUUCCUGUCCUGCACGGGUCCUUCCUCUCGGUGAGAAACUGCCCUUUGUAUGCGGCUCCGUCCCGGGUGCCAUGGGGAGGGUGACCCGUUCCUGAAAGUUGGGAUGCGGCGGCGGGGAGGCGCGAUGCAGCGGCUGCAGAGGGAAGUUCAGAUUGUCCAGCCGGCGACUAAAAUGGCAUCGUGUGACCUGUGGGGGCCGAAGCCCCGCGUGAGCCAAGUGGAAAGAAACUCUCGUGUUCUCCGAGGGGAAACUGCCAAGAACAUCCUGAUGGGGGCAGCUCUACUGCAGAGCAGGCAGGGACUGGACACAGGUCUGGAAGGGGGCCAGAAAUCUCAACAGCAGAAAGAGGGACUGGCAGCGGUGCCUUCUCUUUACUCCGUUUGGAGGCCGUCGCGGUUGUUCGAGCCUGUAUCCGAGGAGGAUAUGAUGGCGUUCAAGGCUUCCUAUCGGAUGAAACAGCCCAACCAGUUGUCCAGGGAAGGACGUGGAAUGUGGAGGCCUACCUUGCAGGGCCUCAGCAGGGAAACACAGAAAGCCUGUGAGAACUUGGACAGUUUGGGGCCUUUGAAAGCACAGGCCUUGGCUGAGGUUGACCUUGACAGCUUGGAGAUAAAGCGUCAACAUUUCCGGCAUUUCUGCUACCAGGAAAUCGAGGGCCCUCGCGCGGUCCUGAACGAACUCCAGGAGCUUUGUCGCCAGUGGCUUCUGCCAGAGCGGCGCACCAAGGAACAGAUUGUGGAUCUGGUGAUCCUGGAGCAGUUCCUGACCAUCCUGCCGCUGGAGAUGCAGAUCUGGGUCUGCAAAAGUGGCCCGGCCACGUGUUCUCAGGCCUUGGCCCUGGCAGAAAAGUUCCUCCUUCGGCUGCAAGAGGCGGAGUCUUGUGAACAAAAGGCGCCUGGACUACUAGAGGAAUUUGUGAAUUCUCCCACAUCUGAGCAUGAUCCCUCAGACACUGUGGAAAGCUGCAUCUCCACAGAUACAGAGGAGGAAGAGGAAGCCAUCUUGGGACCCACGGGGCCCGUCCAGCACACCCAGAAGCAAGACGCCCUUCUGCUAGGAAUAUCCGAGCCAAUGGAAUGGGGCAUCCCCUUAGAAAAAAUCAUGGGAAAGUUGACCUCCAAUCCUGAGCUAGAAGAGAUUCAUGGGAGUCACCAGGAACACUAUCCAGGGAAGAGUACAAAACAGGCUCGCUGUUUGGCUGAAAGCGAGAGAAGUCUCCACAAACGGAGCUCUCAGGAGGGACCCGUCAGUCAGAAGAAGAAGACCACCAAGGCCGGUGCCGAAAACGGCCUCUGUCCAACCUCGGGUUUCCUUAAGAAUCGGAAGGUACAGACUGAGAAAAUGCAGCGGUGCACCCCUUGCGGGGAACACUUUUACACAGGGUCAGGCUCGGGGACGCAGGAGAAAGCUGGUGCAGGAGAGCAGCCGCGUAAGGGCUGGCCGCGUGGGAGCGACUUGCCCAAGCGUGGCGCCGCCCUGAGACGGGAUGAAGCGGGGCCCGAAAACCAAGGGGUGAUCUGCAGGUGUAAGGCGAAGAGGCGGAGCCCAGAGGGCAGACUCGCGCCCCAGCCCAGCCCAGCUCACUCAGGAGGGCAGAAGGCAGCGAAGCCACCCAAAGGCACGCCCUGCCGGGAGAGACUCAUCUGGGAGCCUCCUUUUCCGAGCCCUGAAAAAACUGACCCGGGAGGAAAACCGCACCAGUGCUUUGAGUGCGGCAAGAGUUUUAGCCAGAAGGGCAACCUCAACAUCCACAAGAAAUCCCACACGGGCGAGAAGCCGUACCCCUGCCUGGAGUGCGGGAAGCGCUUCGUGACGAACUCUCGGCUGCUGACCCACAAGCGGGUGCACACGGGCGAGAAGCCGUACAGCUGCUCAUACUGCGGCAACAACUUCAGCCAGCUGGCGCACCUGGUACAGCACCAGCGGAGGCACACUGGGGAGAAGCCGUACAGCUGCCCCUACUGCGGGAAGAGCUUCAGCGUCAAAGCCAACCUGAUCACGCACCAGCGCACCCACACGGGGGAGAAGCCCUACGAGUGCUCCGAGUGCCCCAAAAGUUUCGUUUCCAGCUCUGAUCUUAAAAAACAUAAAAAGGUGCACACCGGGCAGGGGUGUACAUGAGCAGACCUGAGAAUGGUCACCGUCAUUCCCCUCCGUUUAGUCGGCGGGGACCCCCUCGAGUAUCUUUAGUGCACUGUGAGGAUUAAAAAAAUAAAGUCUCCUUUUUAAAAAAGAAAAAGGUG